AUGAUGACAACUGCAGAACAACAAUUGCACAACGGCAACAAGAUACCUGUUCUAGGCUUAGGAACCUACAGAAUGAAGACCGUGGAGGAACUUCGCCCUGUUGUUUAUGAAGCCAUCCGUUCAGGCUAUCGCUUAAUAGAUUCAGCAACUGUUUAUAGAAAUGAAGAAGCACUAGGGCAGAUCUUGACAGAGAUAUUCAAAGAUCCCAGCUUUGGUGUACAAAGAAAAGACCUGUUCAUCACCUCAAAAUUAUCUCCCCAAAACCAAGGAUUUGAUGCCUGUUAUCAGGCUGUCAAUGACUCUCUUGAAAGAUUCGGCUUGGAUUACUUUGAUUUGUACUUGAUUCACUGGCCUGGCACAUCGAAAAAGAAGCUAUCAGAUCCCAUCAACCAGGAGAACCGCACAAAUAGCUACAAAGCAUUGGAGAAGUUGUAUUCAGAGGGAAAGGUGAAGCAGAUUGGCAUCUCAAAUUACACAGAAAAGCAUUUAAGCCACCUGUUGAGUGUGUGCACUGUCAUCCCACACGUACAUCAAUUCGAACUUCAUCCCUGUUUGCAUCAGCCUGAUAUUUUAGACAUUUGUCAAAAAAACAAUAUCCAAAUCCAAGCCUACUCAAGCUUGGGCGAAGGUUCUCUUAUCAAUGGCGAUGUAAAGAUAGAGUGCUUGCAAGAGAUUGCUCAAAGGCUCAGUAUCUCCAAAGCAUUGGUACUAUUGCGCUGGGCUGUUCAGCAUGGAUGGGUUAUUAUACCUAAAUCAAAGACCACUGCCAGAAUACAAGAGAAUGCCAGUGUGUUUUCAUUCGAAAUCUCCAAGGACGAUAUGGCCUUGUUGGAUAAUAUCCAUACAUAUGAACCUCAUCGCUUCUGCUGGAAUCCCUCUGAUGUUUGUUAA
Mucor velutinosus is the source of this 891-nucleotide messenger RNA. Its product is annotated as SAP domain-containing protein. NCBI's taxonomy places the organism in Eukaryota, Fungi, Mucoromycota, Mucoromycetes, Mucorales, Mucoraceae. Gene Ontology annotation, molecular function: oxidoreductase activity. The record is from RefSeq and is a predicted model, not a curated record. Bases 1 to 891 code for a protein of 296 amino acids. The transcript is spliced from 7 exons.